Molecule: messenger RNA, 639 nt
Organism: Closterium sp. NIES-65
Lineage: Eukaryota; Viridiplantae; Streptophyta; Zygnematophyceae; Desmidiales; Closteriaceae
Source: the annotation of a GenBank genome assembly
AUGUACAACGUUGUAGUCGCUCGUUACUCCUCCCCUGCCAUUGCUGCACUCAACCGCCUUAUACUACCCUACCCUUUUCCCGAGCUGUCCGCCUUUGCCACAGUCGACGACCUAGUCACCCACCUUCGCACUAGAGACAUUCGCUACCUCAGGGACCACUUUCUCGCCAUGGACCCCACUGUCGACCUGCUCGAGAAGCACCUCCUUGCAGUUGAGGCUAGCAUAGUCGCUAUAGGUGCUGCUCGUGGCACUCCUCGCACUCCCUUCUUUGAGGGGUGUUCCCCCUCACCCAUUGCCCCCUACUACGCUUCUUCUGCUGCUGUUGACUUCCUUUGUGCUGAGGAGGUCGGAGCUGCAUCUGCUCCUAGUGGGAGGCGCCGCAGCGGCAGGGGCAAGGGAGGCAAGGGUGGUGGGGGUGGCAGCGGUGGAGGCGGAGGUGGAGGCGGUGGAGGCGGUGGAUUUGGCGGUGGUGGCGAAGAGAGUGGUGGUGAGAGUGGAGGCGUUGGUGGUGGCGGUGGUGGCGGCAGUGGUAGUGGUGGCGGCGGUAGUGGUGGCAGCAGUGGGAGUGGUGGCGGCGGCGGUGGUGGCGGUCGGGGUGGAACCGGUCAGAGGGGAGGUUCUGGCGGUGGUCAGAGGUAG